AUGCGUCUCCUCCACGCACUGCUGCUGCCUGGUGUCAUCGUCUUUGCGUCAAAAGUAAAGUCAAUCCAAGCUUAUACGCUCCUCCAUGCAGGGAAGGAUGUCCCUGAUGAUGAUUCUUAUCAGUCUGGCACUGCUGCUACUGGUAAUGGUGAAGAAAGAGAUAUGUCAUCAUUGUCGAAGACACUUAAGAACGUUAUAAGGAGAAUGUUUCCAGCAUCAAAGACUACCAGAUCAAUGUGGGAGGCUCAAGGUGCUACGGGGAAAGCCAAGGGACUUGCCAAUAUCGCUGCGAAGAAGGCAAAGGUUGAGCAACAACUGACCAAGAAGCUUGAGUCACUGAUGGCUCAAAGGCAACAUGAUGGGAAACCCCCUGGUGCUUUCUUUGAUAGCCCGGAAUACAACCAGAUGGUUGGAUUCAUUCACAAAGCCAACUUGGGCCUUCCCCCUAAGAACGCCCUUCGUCCGGUCGAGUUCAUUUUUGACAAGCUUGAUCCGAAGGAUCAAAUAUUGAUGAUCGAAGCGACUACCAAAAAUGCAGACAGAGAUGCAGCAAAACUGGGUUUUCAGCUUUUGGGCGCCUACAUGCGCAAGAAUUUUAAACCCCCACAUGCCUAG
This is a messenger RNA of Peronospora matthiolae, 615 nucleotides long. Lineage: Eukaryota; Oomycota; Peronosporomycetes; Peronosporales; Peronosporaceae. The record is from the annotation of a GenBank genome assembly.